GCCGUGGGGGGCGCGGGCUGCGCGGAGCCCCGCGCUCGGGUUCGCAGGAUCCGUCCCAGCCUGCCCGGGGGACUUGGGCGGUCUCCCCAACCCCGCUGCAUUGCUGGGUGAGCUGCUGGCGGUAAAGUGGGGGACCCGCCUUCCAGGUCGGGGGACCAGGCGCUAAAAGAAACCUUCUCGGCAUCUGCGAGAAAGAUGAGACCCCACCAGGUGCUCGCCUUCCUCUUGCUCUUCGUGAUCGCCUCGGGAGCCUCCGAGAACGCCAGCACGUCCCGGGGCUGCGGGCUGGACCUCCUCCCACAGUACGUGUCCCUGUGCGACCUGGACACCAUCUGGGGCAUCGUGGUGGAGGCGGUGGCCGGGGCGGGCGCCCUGAUCACGCUGCUGCUGAUGCUCAUCCUCCUGGUGCGGCUGCCCUUCAUCAAGGACAAGGAGAAGAAGGACCCCGUGGGCCUGCACUUCCUCUUCCUGCUGGGCACCCUCGGCCUCUUCGGGCUGACGUUCGCCUUCAUCAUCCGCGAGGACGAAACCAUCUGCUCGGUGCGCCGCUUCCUGUGCGGGGUGCUCUUCGCGCUCUGCUUCUCCUGCCUGCUGAGCCAGGCGUGGCGCCUGCGGCGGCUGGUGCGCCAUGGCAAGAGCCCGUCGGGCUGGCAGCUGGUGGGCGCGGCGCUGUGCCUGACGCUGGUGCAAGUCAUCAUCGCCGUGGAGUGGCUCGUGCUGACGGUGCUGCGGGACGCCAAGCCCGCCUGCGCCUACGAGCCGGUCGACUUCGUCCUGGCGCUCACCUACGACCUGGUCCUGCUGCUGGCCGCGCUGGCCGCCGCGCUCUGCACGCUGUGCGGCAAGUUCCAGAAGUGGAAGCAGAACGGCGCCUGCCUGCUGCUCACCGCUGUACUCUCGGCGCUGCUCUGGGCCGCCUGGAUGGCCAUGUACCUCUUCGGCAACGCCCAGCUGGGCCGCGGGGAGGCCUGGGCCGACCCCACGCUCGCCAUCGCGCUGGUGGCCAGCGGCUGGGUCUUCGUGGUCUUCCACUCCAUCCCCGAGAUCCACUGCUCCAUCCUGCCCGCGCCGCAGGAGACGGCGCCCAACUACUUUGACACGUCGCAGCCUCGCAUGCGGGAGACCGCGUUCGAGGAUGAGGUGCAGCUGCCAAGACCCUACAUGGAGAACAAGGCCUUCUCCAUGGACGAGCACAAUGCAGCUCUCCGCACUGCAGGAUUCCGCAACGGCAGCUUGGGAAGCAGACCCAGCGCUCCGUUCCGAAGCAACGUGUACCAGCCCACAGAGAUGGCUGUGGUGCUCAACGGCGGGACCAUCCCAACUGCUCCGCCAAGUUACACUGGAAGACACCUCUGGUGAAAAGACUUUAAGUUCCAGACAAUGAGAGUCUCUCUUCCGAUUUUAUUCCCUGGCUCUGUCUUUCUUGAGGGAGUCCCAGUAGCCUGAAGGCGGUUGGCCUCACAGCCAGGAGGUUUGCAAAUCCCAGAGCACAGAGGGGUUCCGUGUCAAUGUGAACAUUGCUGAACUGAAGAGCUAAUCCCAACUGCCCUGCCCUCUUCUGAUAUGCACACAUGUGCAUGUACUUGUACACAUGUGCUCACACACACAUACACACAACUUACGCCAAACCAACCUCAAUCCCCACCAACUAAAGCCAAGCUAAUUGCAAAUGGUAUUAAGGCCUACUCAGAAGGGGGGCUGGGAGAAUCGAUUCAUCCUCUGAGAGGGAGUCGAACAGAACCAAAUUUCACAGGGGCUAUGGGUUGGCCUGUGCGGGCUGCAGAGAGAGGCGGGCACUUGCUUACCAGCUUGCCUGUGUGUUUGCACAUUUCAGGGGGGAUCAGGAACCACCGAAGAGUGGGUGAGUGUGAUCUGCCCAGGUGAGGGCCUCUGGAAUAAAAGGGGCUGAGAGGAAGUUUCCCACCAAUUACUGAUGGGAGGGGCCCUGGUUUGUGCCAAAGAAGAGAAGUCCCAUUUAGAACAGGGUGGCCCCACGUUCCCAUCUUCCUGUGGAAUCCCUGGCCAAGUCAGAAAGUGAGGCUGUCUCUGUCCAGGGUAGGGCCAGUGCCAGAUUCUGCAGGGGAGGGCCCUGGCCUUACAGCCCCAUCUGCCUGGGGCCCUUACAAGCCCUUUACCAUUUUAUAUCCAGGUUCAUUUCAGAAGGUCCACAGGGCCAUCAGCUAGCUCCCAGACCCACCCCCAUCCCUUACCUGGCUCACAGGCAGUUCCUGGGUCUGUUACAGGGAUAGAGUAAGAGUCGCAGGGAGCAGAGAAAGCUGCUUGGGGGAAACUUCUCAAACCUUUUGUCUUAUUUCUCUGCAAGUUCCAUGAGAAAGGUUCUCUUCCCAGCCAUUGUUCUCGUCUCAGUUUCCAUCUGUCCUCAACAAGUCAUUCCUUGGUUCUGUGCCAUUUCCGCCAUCGGCCAUCCAACGCCCAUCUCCCCUGUGCUGUUUGGCCAGCAGAAUGGCACGCAACCACUCAAAGCCACCACCUUGAACCUGAAGGCCCGGAAUGCAGGAAGCAGGCUGGUUGGUCCUGGGACAGAUUUUUCUAAUGACUGUAUUGCUUUUUCCUCCCCCUCCAUAAAACCACUCCAUAAGCUUUUAUUUAACCUUUAAAGAAAAUGAAAAAGGUUAGUAGUGUUGCGGAGGAAGAGAAACUGAACUCUUCCUCAACCACUGUCAGAACUGAGUAUGUUUUAAUAAACCUUCUGAUUUCCCCUCCCAG
Messenger RNA from Suncus etruscus (white-toothed pygmy shrew), 2727 nucleotides. It is a transcript of the gene GPRC5B, whose product is annotated as G protein-coupled receptor class C group 5 member B. The record is from RefSeq and is a predicted model, not a curated record. Bases 196 to 1359 code for a protein of 387 amino acids. Gene Ontology annotation, cellular component: extracellular exosome; plasma membrane; signaling receptor complex. The transcript has 4 exons. Gene Ontology annotation, biological process: G protein-coupled receptor signaling pathway. Gene Ontology annotation, molecular function: protein kinase activator activity; G protein-coupled receptor activity; protein kinase binding. Lineage: Eukaryota; Metazoa; Chordata; Mammalia; Eulipotyphla; Soricidae.